ACAACCGUCCUUGUUCGAGAAAGUCUCCGGAAGCGUCUCCAACGCCAAGCGGCAGGCCUAGAAGCGACGAAAGCAAUAAGAGCUCUUCAACGGUUAACGCCAUUCCUUCCCUUCUCUCCUUUUCUCCACGAAAGCGGCUCAAUCGAAACAAAAAUCUCCGGUUCCUCCGAUUUUCCAGAACUUUGCAAUACCCUCUUCUUACUAACGAAAUGGCGGAGGACUACACCUCAGCGGCAGUGGACGAUCCGACGAGUUCCUCCUCUGCGGGUGAUCCUCCAAAAAACAGCGGCACAGCGGCCAAGUCAAAACAGAGGAUCGGAGUAGUGGCCCGCAUCUGGAAGGGGAUCUUCGGUGGAGGAAGCGAUGACUACGAGAAGAGGUUGAGUUACCUCUCCAAGGAGGAGGCGUCCGUCCAUGCCAGGAUGAAACGGAGGGCUUUAAGGUCUCGCAGGACGGCGAGGAAUAUUAUAGUCUUGUCCUUUUUUGUUGAGGUAAUUGCAGUGACUUAUGCUAUCAUGACAACAAGAUCACUGGACCUGGAGUGGAAGAUGAGGGCUCUAAGGGUGUUACCUAUGUUUGCCUUACCUGUCAUAUCAAUUCUUGUAUAUUCAGCAUUGACAAACCUCACAAGAAUGU
Molecule: messenger RNA, 636 nt
Organism: Dendrobium catenatum
Lineage: Eukaryota; Viridiplantae; Streptophyta; Magnoliopsida; Asparagales; Orchidaceae
Biological process (GO): endoplasmic reticulum tubular network organization
Cellular component (GO): endoplasmic reticulum tubular network
Source: RefSeq, a predicted model, not a curated record